AUGCCCAGGGAGAACGCGCACCUUGUAGACGAAGCCACAGCCUUUGAGGCUUUCACCCAAUACACGGAAAUCUCUGCAGAGGAAGAGUUCACCAGGAUAUCGGCAGCGUGCGUUGCAUACCUCGAAGACGACCGCAAAUCUAGUUUCGAGGCUUUCGUACCGGACUGUCAUCUAUACGACCAAUAUCCUUGUAUCGCGCGACGUCCCGACCGCGGUAACAUAUAUGCACCAAACUACGAAUGGCCUGGUACCGAUCGAGCAGCUGGCAUUCUGUGA
Alternaria viburni is the source of this 276-nucleotide messenger RNA. RefSeq lists its product as uncharacterized. NCBI's taxonomy places the organism in Eukaryota, Fungi, Ascomycota, Dothideomycetes, Pleosporales, Pleosporaceae. The record is from RefSeq and is a predicted model, not a curated record. Bases 1 to 276 code for a protein of 91 amino acids. The transcript has 2 exons.